GGGCUCCGCGGCGCAUGCGCAGUGCCGGCGCGGCGGCGGCGGGGCGGCCCCGGCUGUUGUUAUUGUGGGGCUGGUCUGCGCCGCGCCAAGAUGGCGGCCGGGCAGGGGGGCGGUGGUGGCGGCAACGGCGGCGGUAACAACAACAACGGCAAUGGGGCGGGCGGGCUGGCCAUCCCCGGGCACCUCACUCUGUCCUUCUCGGCCGGGCCGCACUGGGGAGCGGCCACUCUGCCGCAGCCGCACACGGUGCGCAGCCUCGACCGGGCCCUGGAGGAAGCGGGCAGCUCGGGCAUCCUCUGCCUCAGCGGGAGGAAGCUGCGCGACUUCCCCGGCAGCGGCUACGACCUCAGCGAUACCACGCAAGCAGAUCUUUCAAAGAACCGAUUCACUGAAAUCCCUCCUGAUGUCUGGCUGUUUGCACCACUGGAAACUUUGAAUUUGUAUCACAACUGCAUCAAAUCCAUUCCAGAAUCUAUUAAAAACCUGCAAAUGCUUACCUACCUUAACAUUAGUCGAAAUCUUUUAUCAACGUUGCCAAAAUACCUGUUUGAUCUUCCCCUGAAAGUUCUGGUUGUCAGUAACAACAAGCUGGUCUCCAUUCCAGAAGAAAUUGGAAAGUUAAGAGAUCUCAUGGAGUUGGAUAUUAGCUGCAAUGAGCUGCAGGUUCUUCCCCAGCAGAUAGGAAAACUGCAGUCACUUAGAGAAUUAAACAUAAGAAGAAAUAAUCUCCAUAUGUUGCCAGAUGAAUUAGGAGACCUUCCCUUGGUAAAGCUGGAUUUUUCUUGUAAUAAAAUUACAGAAAUCCCAAUUUGUUACAGAAAGUUACGGCACUUACAAGUUAUAGUUUUGGAUAACAAUCCAAUGCAGAUACCACCAGCACAGAUCUGUUUAAAGGGUAAAGUACAUAUAUUUAAAUUCCUCAGCAUCCAGGCGUGCCUCAGAAUAGAUAAAAAACCAGAUUCUUUGGAUCUUCCAUCAUUAGGUAAACGAAUCCCCUCCCAGCCACUGACAGACAGCAUGGAGGACUUUUAUCCCAAUAAAAAUCAUGGACCAGACUCUGGCAUCGGCAGCGAUAAUGGGGAUAAAAGGUUGUCCACAACAGAACCAUCGGAUGAUGAUACAAUCAGCCUCCACUCCCAGGUAUCGGAAUCAACGAGGGAACAGACAUUAAAGAAUGAUAAUCAUGUAAUGGGAAGUAAACUCGAUACACAGAAAGACCAGGAGGUGUACGACUACAUUGAUCCCAAUGCCGAAGAGGGAGCUGUUCCUGAGCAAGGAGAUGUACACACUGGACCACUGCUGUCUUAUAUCAAGGAACGGGGAAAACAGCCUGAGAAAUCUCAGAAAAUAGAACAGAAUGAGGACUGGGGUGAUGAGAAAAGACUGCAGAAAGAACAGCUGCUGGCUGAAGAUGAUGAUGAACUCAAAGAAGUGACUGACUUGAGAAAAAUAGCAGCUCAGUUACUGCAGCAAGAACAAAAACACAGACGAAGGCCAUUAAGCUAUAGAACUUCAUUCAGUGAAAAGCUCUUCCAGAGGACAAGGGCGGCAGGACGUGCAUCAAGGCUUCUAAAUCAUUCAGUUUCAGUAAGCACAAGGAACAGGCCAAAGCAGCCAGUGGAAUCUGAAAAAUGUGUCUCAACAGAUGAAGUGAAUUCCCCAGUGUCCCCAUACAGCUGGCAGCCCCUGGAAAACCAGAAGGAUUCAGUGGAUGAGCAGCACUGGCCAGAAACCCAGCCAGUGAUCUGGCAGAAUGAAGAGAGAAGGAGAAGUAAACAGAUCAGGAAAGAGUAUUUCAAGUAUAAGUCUUCCAGAAAGAGUUCAAGUGGCAAUGAAAAUGAUGAGCAAGACAGUGAUAAUACUAAUGUGUCCCCACAGUCUCCUGUGUCGUCUGAGGAUUAUGAAAGGACAGAUAGUAACACUCAUGGUCCAUUUGGUCUCAAACCAAGGUCAGCUUUCAGCCGUGCAUCGCGCCAGGACUAUGGAGCUGUGGAUCCUGGAUUUACAAUGAGGAGGAAAAUGGAACAUUUGAGGGAAGAAAGGGAACAAAUAAGACAGCUUCGCAAUAAUCUUGAAUCCAGGUUAAAAGUAAUCUUGCCAGAUGACAUUGGAGCGGCGUUGAUGGAUGGAGUAGUUCUUUGCCAUUUAGCCAAUCACAUAAGGCCACGUUCUGUUGCCAGCAUCCAUGUACCAUCGCCAGCAGUGCCUAAACUCAGUAUGGCAAAGUGCCGAAGAAAUGUUGAGAACUUUCUUGACGCUUGUAAAAAGCUGGGCGUAUCACAGGAGAGACUUUGCUUGCCUCAUCACAUCCUGGAGGAAAGGGGGCUGGUGAAGGUUGGCCUCACAGUUCAAGCUCUGCUUGAAUUGCCUACGUUGAAAGUACCUCAGCUUUCCUCCAUGUGACACGACUGCUUGGGAGCCAGACAACCUUCCAUCCGAUCUGCCUGUUUGGAUCCCUCUGAGGCAGUUCAGCUUCCUACACGGGAACACCCAAGCCAUCAAAAACUACUAUCUGUCCAGAUGCUGUAGAGAGCCUUACUUUGGAGUUGUAGGUGACAACCUUGGAGUCAGCUGGCAGUUAAAAGACCAUAAUUAUUCUUCUUUACUUUUGUAAUUGGAUGCACAAAGAGAUAUGGUAGCAUCAGGUUCUCUUCCCGGUUAAUUUCAGUUAAAAGCUGCCAUUUAACACCUCACAGUGUUACAGUUAAAUGCUGGAUUUCUUUUUCUCUCAUUGAAAACGUUGUUUGAAUUCUUUUACAAGUACAAAGCACACUCCCUUCACUUUAAUCUUGCAAGUCAAUCAUUUGAUUUCAAGGUAAGACAAAAAUGUAGCGCUGGUGCGAUGGCAGAAAUGCGAGCGGCUGAUCACUUGUAACCCACUUCCACUCCCUCCGAAAGCUUCAUCUUUGUGUUCUUUAUUUUUUGCACUCCUCAUUGUAACUUAGACACUUCUAACAUUGCCAGUAUUUAGUCUGAGUGUCUGGUGAUUACACAAAGCAGUAUCCAAUGGGAAAAGGACACAUUUUAUUGAGUUUUUUCCAGUCUUCUAGGUUGGUGCCAAAUACUUUUUUUCAGUUGUACUGUAGAUUGUUUACAUGUGAAGUGCCUGUGUAAUUGAGAACUCUGAAUAGUCGGAAACAUUUUUGCAAUUUCUUUGUUUAAAAUAGAUGAAAUGGAAAUUUUUAAAUAUUUUAAUAGGUUUUUGUAAAAUCAGUACGUGAAGAUUUAAGUAACGCUUCACACUUUUGAUGUUGGGUGUCUUUAAGUUCGUUGCACAAUUGAAUUGGUUAUUUUGUUGUCUAAUAAUUAGAAAAUACUGUAAAUACUUUUUAUUUAUGAUAUUUAAUUUGAUAAUACCUGAUCACUUUUGGGUUAAUGUAUUGUUGGACAAAAAAGUUGUCUACUUUUCUUUAGGACACACAAGUACACACGGUGAGUAAGAGGUGAGGACUAGUGAUGCACACCGAGUAAUUUAGGACAUUUUGAUAAAACUGCCAAAAUCUCAGGUUUCUGCUGUGACUUUCAGGAUUUUGUGUAAUGUUGCUCCUGAGCUCGUGUUACAUUUUUACAACAGAUUUAUCCAUAGUUUAGUUGGGAAAUACCAGUGUUUCUCUUCUUAGUGUUUACAGGAUUUAUUGUGUGACUUACACAAGUGUGGCCUAGCACACAGAUCAGUUGGUACAAAUGUCGCUGUGCUGAGACAUUAGACCAUUAGACUUUUCUGGAUAAAUGGGAAAAAGAACAAAUUCCACUGUGGUGGUUUUUUCGAGACUUCUCUAAGUUUAUCUAUUUGAUUGCUUCCGCACCAGUUCUUGGUGUUUUGAGCACAUUCUGAAGCCAGACACAGUUGAGUGGUUCUCCAAAAGAGUUGCUAAUAAUUUAGUAAUAAAUCCGUUUGCAUUAGGCUGUUCUUCAUGAAUAGGUAGCUCCAUUGAAAAGUGCCACAGAGUUUCUGUUUUGGGCUGAGUUAAUUUUGAUUGAGGGAUGCAUUUGCCAAGCAGGUAACAAGAUUUGGUUCUGUUCUUUCCAAUUAAUCAAGGCCCAUUGUAAUACAAUUCAUAAAGGAAUGAGGGAAGGGGUAUUGUGUACUCCUUACGUACUUAACUACAGUCCUUAAAAUCAGUAAUUGAGAGGAAAAAUAACCUCCUGCUGACCAGAUUUUGUUUAAUAGAUAGAUUCUUUUUAAAUCCCUUCAAACAAGCUGACCGAUGUGUAAUAGUUAAAACCCACUGUUUAGAUGGUGGGUUUCUUACAGUGCAGCUCCUGGAGAGGCCGGUGUAAAACAACAAACUCCUCAAAAGAAAUCUUAGGUUACAUGAAUACUUGUUUAAGGAAACUGGAUUGCUUUGACCUUUGACAUGUGGGAUUUCAAACCUCUCUAAUUGGUUUGUAAAUCAUCCACAUAAGCCUCAUUUUAACAACUUCGGUCUCCAUUCCUCAUUAAAGGCACUUAUCUGGAAAGUCACACUAAGACUCAAAUGAAUAAGUAAUAUAAUUCAUUAAGCAAAAUGCUUGUCUGCUGCAUUUGAAGAACACAGCCAGUCAAAAGAAUAAGUCAUUGUCUUUCAUUUCGUGGCUGUGGUAUUGACGACACCCACCACAUUCUCUUUCAGUACAUUAGCCAUAGAAUUGCUGACUGUAAAUGGUCACUUUCAGUUACCUGCCUUAAACUGACCUAUUUCCUUGUCAUAUUUAAAUGUUUUCUGAUCUUAAAGUAACUUUUUUUUUUUUUCUACUCAAACUAAAUUGAUAAAGUUCCAUCUCAGUGUAGACAUGAAGAAUCCCCUUGAUGUUGCGUGCCACAUGCUGGCCAGUUUGGUCUUGGGUUGUGGGGUUUUUUUAAGCUUAGCUUAUUUCCUAAGUAACUUGAAAACUGGAUAUGAAUUAAUGGCCUCAUUUUGAAUUGUACCUCUGAAGCUGAAAACUACUAAAAUAACUUUCUGUUUAGUACUCUAGAGUUCUUCCCACAGACUAAAACAGUCUCACUUUGCCAUUCCUUGGAAAUUAUUAUGGCCUUCUUUAUGCUUACAGGGAAGGAUAAUCAUGAUUCUUCCAGGGCUUCCUUUUUAGCAUGACAAAGAUGAAGGCCUUCAAGUAUCCUUCAGAGCAAUCUUGAGAAAAGGUCCACUGUGCCUGGACAAAUCUUUUCUCAGCUUCCUUUGGCUGCUGUUACGAUUAAUAAUAAUCUAAAGCCUUGCAAAAAUUGGCUGUUCCCGUUGUAUUUUUUUUUUUAGGAGCAACUGUGGAAAAAAAAGAUGCUCAAGUUCUGUAAUACAAGUUUUCAUUUUAAAGCAGCUUGUGGAGAUUGUUGCUGUCUUUCCUGUACAAGAAUUUGUCCCUUUUUCCCUUUCCAUUUGAUUCCCAGCAUCAUCUUGGUUAUUUUUGUCUGCUCACAGAUCUAGUGACUUCACAUUGGUCAUUAAAACAUGUUCCUCCUUCCUCUUGACUUUUAAGAAACUUCUCCAGUGUCAUUGGUGAACUACUGUGAUUCCAGAAUCCCUGCUCCCAGCAGUCAGCAGUUUGAGAUACCCUUUUCCUAUUCUGUUUAGGAUGCAGUAGUAUUAAUGAAUACUUGGUACAGCUGAUGGGAUUGUUAAAAAUAGAGGCCUGCCCCCCUUCCUAUUGUAGUUACUCAGUUUUUGCUUCAGGUGUAAGGAGAAAUCAAGAUGAAAAACUUCAGGAAGCUGCAUUAAGUUUUCCUAAUAAGAGUUAACUGGGGUGCUUUCUUAUUGUGAAUGCUAUACAAAGUUACUGCAGUCGUGUGGUCUGAACUAUAAACUGCAGAGUGAAUCGACAUAGUGACAGGGCCUCUGGCCUCAUGUAUGUUUUCUGUUUCUCUGUAUCAUUGGCUGCAGUAUGUCGCACAUGAAAGAGCUUUCAUUUAAGCAAUAAUGCCCCAGAUAUCGUGAGGUCUUAAAGCAGUGACAUUAAAAUAACCAUUGUAAAGCGUGGUUGCGUCCCACACAGUAUCUCAGAAGGGCUUCACAUCUAUAACACUGCUAAUGCAGUGUGUGAGCUGGGGCACUGCUGGGGAUGCAAAAGCCAUCUACACCUGGAGGCCUUCCAAGAAAGAGCUAAAAUGAUCACAAAAUAUGGAGGAAACAGUUGAAACAAUAAGUACAUGAAUUGUAAGAAUGGGUAAAAUCCGAGCUUCACAGAAGCCAAGGCGUGUUCUGCUCUUCAGUAAAGAAGGAGGAGAGAAGAAGGGUCUCGGAGCUGGCCUUUAGUAAAGAACUCCUUCAGUAAAGGAGUCCAGGGGAGGCCACAAGGAUGCUCAGGGGCUGGAGCAGCUCCCAUAUGGAGACAGGCUGAGAACACUGGGGCUGUUCAGCCUGGAGAAGAGAAGCUGCGUGGAGACCUCAGAGCAGCUUCCAGGGUCUGAAGGGGGCUACAAGGAUGCUGGAGAGGAACUGUUCAUUAGGGACCAUAGCGAUAGGACAAGGGGUUGAUGGGUUUAAACUGAAAGAGGGAGAUUUAGGUUAGAUAUAAGGAAGAAAUUCUUUACUUCAGCAGGCUGCCCAAGGAAGUUGUGAAUGCCCCAUCCCUGGCAGUGUUCAAGGCCAGGUUGGACACAGGGGCUUGGAGCAACCUGCUCUAGUGGAAGGUGUCCCUGCCCGUGGCAGGGGUUGGAACUGGAUGAGCUUUAAGGGCCCUUCCAACACAAACCAUUCUAAGAUUCUAUUGUUAAAGUUUCCACGUUUUUGGCUUAAUGGAUCAGCUGAGCUGCAGCCCAUAGCAAACAUGGCUCAAAUUCGUUUAACACUGGCAAAACUUUAGUAUCAAAUUCUUGACUAAAAGUAGCGAUCUCUGGUAAGUCAAGGGAAUCUGUAAAAUAUUACAUAAUUCAUUUAUUUAAUACAGAUUUUCUGAUGUGCCAUAUAUGUAUUAAGACAGUAGGAAAAAUUCCUUUGAAGCACAGCUUUCAUACUAUGGGAAGGUGUCACCUCAGUGACACUGCAGGUGAGGAUUGCCGUUGGACAUGUACUGCACCACAAACUUGAUUUCAGGUAUCACUUGGUGGCAGUCUUAGAUUUGGGUAUAAAUCUGCCUAAUUCAAACAAAAAAUGAAGAGGCAUCUGUUCACUAAAGCAAAUGUCCAUUUGUCUUCUCAGAUUGAAGAGGAGAAAGGUCUGGCACUUGUCCUUCUACUGCUUGCUAAAUGCUUGUACAAGGGUAGGUCUUGUACCUAAUUCAGCUGCAGUCUGCCUGUGUGCCAAAGCUUGUUACUAAUUCAACUGAUUCCAACUAAAAACAACUUUUGGGAGUUUCUGGCACUUUCUGCAGAUAGUUGAUUUUGUAUUGGUAAAUCACAUUUUUUCCUCCUGAAGUCAGGCUAUUGUAGGUGUUUCUUUCAAGAGGUACUUCAUUAAACAGUGACCUCUACUUGAAAAUCAAAAGCAAGCACCCAAAACCCCCUGAAAACCACAAGUCCAACAGCCACAGAACUGGAGUUAAAAGAAGACAGUAAGACCAGGAACAGGAAGGGCAAAUUACAGUUCUCUCAGGAGAGGGUGCUCUGACUUGACUGCACAUGGAAUCACUUCAUGCUGAAAAGCCUUUAGAUUAAGCAGAGAAAAUAGAUGUUUUGUAGCUACUUCAUGCGGAGGGAGGCCAACCCUUAAGUACAUCUUCCUGUAGAGGUUACAGGAGCAGCUCUGCUCUGGAGCCAGGCUGAGAGAGCUGGGCUGGGGCAGCCUGGAGAAGAGAAGGCUCCUGAAGGGGAGACCUUAGAGCAGCUCCAGUGCCUAAAGGGGCUCCAGGAAACCUGGAGAGGGGCUUUGGACAAGGGCCUGUAGGGACAGGCCAAGGGGAAUGGCUUUAACCUGCCAGAGGGGAGAUUGAGAUGAGCUCUGAGGCAGAAGCCCUUCCCUGGGAGGGUGCUGAGGCGCUGGCACAGACUUUUCCCAGAGAAGCUGUGGCUGCCCCAUCCCUGGCAGUGUUCAAGGCCAGGUUGGACACAGGGGCUUGGAGCAACCUGCUCUAGUGGAAGGUGUCCCUGCCCGCGGCAGGGGUUGGGACUGGAUGAGCUGUAAGGUCUCUUCCAACCCAAACCAGUCUGGGAUUGUAUGAUUAUAAAAAUGACACAACCAGUCAUUUUUAGUUCAAAUGUUCUAUAGCCAACUAUGUUUUCAAAGAAGAAUGUUUAAUCUGCUUUUUCCAUACACAUUUUCAAACCCUAAUCUUCAAAUAACCAGAACCAAAAACUCUUUCCAAGACUACUUUAGUAUCUUAGUCAAUGUGAAGGGAGAAGAAUAGCUCAAACCAACAGCAAAUGGGAUUGUUUUGGGAAGCUUUCCAUUUUGGCAGAGUUAGGUUUGCAGUUGGACUCGCUGAUCUUAAAGGUCUUUUCCAAGCGAACUGAUGCUGUAACUUCAGUGAGACCAGAAUUUCCCUCCAUAGUCCUGGAACUGAGCUACACCAUGAAGUCAGUCAUUGAAACUGAAUUCUUGGCACCGAUGAGGAUUUCCUCACUUCAUCCAAGUUUGUGUGAAAUAAGGCAAACACUUCUUUUCAUGAUAGUUUUAUGAAGGCAGAUUGGGAAAUAGAGAAUGCUUGGAAAUAAGCACAAGGAUAUGUUUUAAGUAGGAGUGAAGCAGUUCAAUCUUCCCAGGAUUGCUCUAUUUGCGUGGGAUCUCCCCAGAGGUCGUGGCAUGGGACCUCCCAUCGUUCAGUGUGAACGUGCUUCCUGGAGCACGUGCUCUUCACGUGCAGAUGUUCAUCCAGCUGUUUCCUGAAGCGAUGCCUCCCACUAAGCAUUGCUGCAAUGGUGGGAAUUCCCACCUCUUGCACCAGCAGGUGAUGGGAGCCUGUGAUCACUGGGAGGGCUGUAGAGGAAGGGUGGUUUGUGGAUCACGUUGGGAGUAACAUGAGUACUUCUUACUAUUGUGUAACUUCUACAGUAAGGAAAUUGUGACCGUUGUUCAGGUGUCUUGUUUUGUAACUUGUGGUUAUGAAACUCAGAAAACACACCAUGAGCAGACGAUGGAGGUGUGAAUGUGUGCAGGGCAGGAGCAGUUCUGACGUAUUGGGGUGGUCAUGGAGAAACAGAUGCUGACAUUGUGUAUAUACUUGCAACCUCUUUGAUAGCGCGUUUGAAUUCAUUUUGCAUCUCAUGUUCUUGUAAAGUGCAUCUUCCUCCCACACUUCCAAGACUGUCAACUUGUACAAUACUGUAUGGAGCCUUUUUUCAGGAUUUCCAUCCUUGCUGGAGCUUCCAACAUAGACGUUUCUUUUGAAAACUGUUCCUACUGUUACUUUUUGUAAAUAGUUUUUUGUAUUCAAUUUGCAUGGAUAACCCCCCAUUUCCAAACCAGUGUACAUACGCUGUGUAUAAAAUACAGACUGUUUCAUAACUUUCA
This is a messenger RNA of Strigops habroptila (Kakapo), 9359 nucleotides long. It is a transcript of the gene LRCH2, whose product is annotated as leucine rich repeats and calponin homology domain containing 2. Gene Ontology annotation, molecular function: protein binding. NCBI's taxonomy places the organism in Eukaryota, Metazoa, Chordata, Aves, Psittaciformes, Psittacidae. The transcript is spliced from 22 exons. Bases 91 to 2403 code for a protein of 770 amino acids. The record is from RefSeq and is a predicted model, not a curated record.